AUUGGUAAUCUUGGACUCCAAUCACAAAAGACAGACAAAUAAUCAGGUAUGAAAAUAUGCAUAUGGAUCUUCAAAACUGCUGGCCACUCUUUCAACCUACAAAAACGGUCUCAUAUUUGCAGGAGGAUUGCAUUCUUUGCAUUUCUAGUUAUGCUGAUGCUUUUGCUGCUCAUCUUCUUUAUCUUCCCACGGUUAGCCGUAUCCGUGCACCAUAGCAAUGCAACGGACCUCGCGGCGUUGCUAUCCUUCAAGAGCCUUGUUCGCGACCCCGACGGCCUUCUCGACAGAAGCUGGAACUCUAACAACACAUCCUUCUGCACAUGGUUUGGAGUCUCCUGCAGCCCCCGGCGGCAGCGAGUCGUUGCGCUGCAACUCGAGGGGCUCUCUCUGCACGGCACGAUCUCACCUCACCUCGGUAAUCUCUCUUUCAUGAACCGUCUUGACCUCAGCAACAACUCUCUCCGAGGGCCCAUUCCUCACUCCCUUGGCCAACUUCCGCGCCUUGCAUCCCUUGCUCUUGGGCACAACCAGCUCUCGGGGCGCAUUCCUUCCGCUGUCUUCAACAUGUCUUCGCUAACAUACAUCUCCUUCAUAAAAAACAACCUCUCGGGACCUCUCCUUACUGAUACCGUCGACAAUAUAACUAUUCCGCAUGUCCAGUACUUGUCUGUCGAAUCCAAUCAGCUCAGAGGUUCGAUCCCCUCAGACUUUCUUCUACGACGUAAAGACUUGCAGUAUCUGUCUCUGUCCACCAACCAGUUCAGAGGGAGCAUACCGGAAGAGCUUACGAGAUUACAACAACUUCGUGUUUUAUAUCUCGACAGAAAUAGUCUCACCGGGUCCAUCCCAACAUCCAUCGGCAAUCUCACAUAUCUCACUAAGCUUGAUCUUAGUUCUAAUCACCUAUCUGGCGUGAUCCCGCCAGUUUUAGGCGGCCUAACGAAUCUCCAAUGGCUGACAUUAGGUAGUAAUUAUUUAACCGGCGGAAUACCAACAUCUCUACUGAAUGCUUCCAUGAUGGGUCUGAUGGAUCUUUCAGACAACAACCUAACAGGGACAGUUCCGACCGAAAUCGGAAAAAGUCUUCCACACCUCACAUUCCUCGGUUUUGGAACGAACGAACUCACCGGCGGGCUCGAAUUCAUCACCUCGUUAUCGCAUUGCAAAGGGUUGCAGCGUCUGCACAUCUCGUAUAACGAAUUGGAGGGUGCCAUACAAAUUCAAUCGGAAAUCUCAGCGGGAGCCUUUACGAAUUCGAUGCUUGUGGAAAUCGCAUCACAGGGGAGAUCCCAACAACGCUUGGUAACUUGAGUGGGCUCUUAGAAUUGUGUUUCGAC
This is a messenger RNA of Ananas comosus (pineapple), 1337 nucleotides long. Its product is annotated as LRR receptor-like serine/threonine-protein kinase EFR. Gene Ontology annotation, molecular function: protein binding. The record is from RefSeq and is a predicted model, not a curated record. Lineage: Eukaryota; Viridiplantae; Streptophyta; Magnoliopsida; Poales; Bromeliaceae. The transcript has a single exon. Bases 49 to 1311 code for a protein of 420 amino acids.